Molecule: messenger RNA, 1116 nt
Organism: Plasmodium fragile
Lineage: Eukaryota; Apicomplexa; Aconoidasida; Haemosporida; Plasmodiidae
Exons: 3
Coding region: 1-1116 (371 amino acids)
Source: RefSeq, a predicted model, not a curated record
AUGGCGCGCAAGAAACCGCAGCUAUUUCUCCUAUGUGACGGCCAGGGCUUCACGUGGAUCCCGCUGCUAACCGCGGAGUGGAAAAUAAAGUACCUCUUCUGCAGCGACGCAAAAAUGAAGAAAUGCUUUGUGGACACCUUCGGCCUGUAUGAUACACAAACGAACACCCACGACAAUGUCUUGAAGUUUAUUGAGCAGCAAAAUGUGGACAGCGUCCAUCUGCUCUUCAUAGCAAUGUCCACCUCGAAGCUGCACGAAUUAAUCUUGGAAUAUGUAAUAAACCAAAAAAAAUUUUAUUUUAUUUUUAGUUCAAAUUUACCAACAAUUAAUAUGAACAAGUUAGGAAAAUUAAAAGCGUCGCUAAAGAACUUUAAUAUGGACAGCCAUAUUAUAUACGACGUGAAGGAAGAAUUUAAAAAAACGCACAAGCAGUUUUAUUGGAAUAUCUUUAACGCCUUAACCAAUCAGCGUGUUUUUUAUAACCUCAAAAAUACACUCAGCGAGUUAGGGGAUCACAUAUAUGCUGUUCAAAUUGAGUCUACCUUCAUGCCAUUUUUAACAGACAAUGAGGGUAUAGAAAAUGUCCUUUUUUAUAAAACGGUGUUAAUUAUGUCCCUUAUUGAAUUUUUAUUUUCCAAGCCAAAAAGUGUAUCUGCAAAAUGCUACUCCGUUAAGUGUGAGAAUGUUACGGUCAAGUCCAUUGCGGGCAGUGCUCUCUUCGACUCGCUCAAUUGCUACUUUAAUAUUUCUCACAACUCGAGCAACAAGAUAUUUGAUGUUAAGGUGUUCGGUGACAACGGCUCCGUGGACGUCUCCUACAACGCCGAGCAUAACUGCUUCCAACUCGUGCGCUGCCUGAACCACUACGAGUACCCGAGUCUCUUCGUGGAGAGUGCCCACGAGAGCGCCCUGAACGAACUCAAAUACUUCGUAGAUGAGAAGCUAUACACCAAUAAAUACAUCAACAUGUACACGAACGCUGUGCACACAGCUCUCUGCUUAUGGAAAAGCAACGGAGAAAAUAUUUCCCUCGAGAGCAAGAAGCCUGAUGAGUGUGCUGCCACCGAUGCAGACAUGAUGGUGGAAGCAAUGAAGAACCUUAGCAUAACCGCCUGA